GUCUGAGCAGCAAAGUGAGGACUGAUGAAGGAGGAGGAGGAAGACGAAGAGGAGGAGGUGCAGGAGAGAGAAGGAGGGGAAACAAGAGAAGACAAAAGAUCCAUAAAAACUAAAAGCACCUUGUGGACGACAGCACAGAGUUCUCGUAAAGCUCACCUCCGACCAGAACCGAACCGAUGGGCGGCCUCCCAGUGGUGCUGCUCCUCUGCUGUUUCCACGCGCUGGCAGCCGUGGGUCGAGCCCAGCAGCCCGACGCCACCGAGGAGCCCGGAGGAGUCCUGCCGCCCGACUGCAGGGAGGAGAUGUAUCCCUGCACCAGGAUGUACUCCGUCCACAGGCCCAUCAAGAGAUGCAUCGGAGCCCUGUGCCUCUACAGCCUCCCUCGAGUCUACGUGAUCAACAACGAGAUCUGUGUGAGAACCGUCUGCCAGCAGGACGAGUACCUGAAAGCCGAGCUGUGCCGGGAGCGCUCCGGUUGGCCCCGACGCAUCGAGAGGUCGUCCAAUAGGAGACGCUGCCGCAGUCGCCGUAGCAACCCCAAAACCUGGGCAAGCAGGGCCUGAUGGCGCCGUCACCGUGGCGACCUGGCGAAACAGCCCAUAAAGCCGGAGUCAUAUCUACCUUCACGUACUAGUGUUACUGUUGAUCCGUGUGCUGGAGGACACGGAUCACGUCUUCAUGUUUACGACCCGUUUAAGGUACUGUAGGAACGGUUCUAUAGCAGCACUGAGCACUAACACCAGUAGUUAGCAGGACUUUAUAUGAGGAUGUCACUAAUUACCCAAUAAAACAUUUCACUUCUUCA
Molecule: messenger RNA, 805 nt
Organism: Acanthochromis polyacanthus (spiny chromis)
Lineage: Eukaryota; Metazoa; Chordata; Actinopteri; Pomacentridae
Gene: mfap5
Product: microfibril associated protein 5
Exons: 7
Coding region: 177-563 (128 amino acids)
Biological process (GO): embryonic eye morphogenesis
Cellular component (GO): microfibril
Source: RefSeq, a predicted model, not a curated record